This is a messenger RNA of Drosophila melanogaster (fruit fly), 5866 nucleotides long. RefSeq names its product nahoda (gene nahoda). The record is from RefSeq and is marked reviewed. The coding region runs from base 898 to 4344 and encodes 1148 amino acids. NCBI's taxonomy places the organism in Eukaryota, Metazoa, Arthropoda, Insecta, Diptera, Drosophilidae. The transcript is spliced from 12 exons.
UCAGUUUCGAUCGAGACGCACUGGAGUGCGGACGUGUGGUGCGCUUGAGUCUGCGAUUUCCUGCUGCGCUUUGCGGUGUCGUCGCAUUUUUCGUGCCUUCCGGAGCGUGGAUCCCCUGCAUUUUUGUGGUCGUUGUGCAAGUGCGCGGCAGUCACGUACAGCCGUUGCAACAAAAUACGAGAAAUCAAAAACACAUCGUAACAGACGAACAAAUCCGCCAGAAGUAAGCAAAUCAAUGUGGCAAAUAGUGUACCUUCGAUGCGCGCUCGCUGAUUGAUUAACACAUCACCUCCCUCCCACACACGAAGGCAAAAGCCGUGUGUAAAGUACUCAGUACUCGUACUUACCUGUGGGUGCAAUCCGCUGCAAUUGGAAUUGCAACUGCACGGUGUGCAUCCCCAGCGGAGAACGCUGAAGAAACCAAAUAAAAAAAAAAUAAAAGAGUUUAAAGUGCCGCGGCUGCAUUGUUUUGACUUUGAUCGUGUGUCGUGCUCUCCACCACCCCUCAUCCGCCAUCAGCCAUCCGCCCCGUUGCCCCUCGACGCAGCGCGUGCGUGUUGCAACUUUUGAUUAGCUUUGGAUUCCGAUUCGGAUUGGGAUCUCGCGGUGCAGUGCGCUUGCGUUUUUCGUAACUUAUCGCCGCCCACAUCUUAACUGGCAUUUGCCACGGCGGCUCGUUCUCCUCCUUCAGAGUCAACCGUUGCCGGCUGAGAUGUGCGUCCAAUUUGUGGCGAAAUUAAUUAUAUAAUUUCCAAAAACACCGCCAAAAUCCCCGUAAAAAUCAAUUGCACAAAAGAAGAGAAAGAGAAGCGCUUCAAUAAACACGGCGAGCGGUGCUAAUGCGAAAGGAAACUCCCCGACAAUCGCCGAAAAUUGUAAAGAAAUAAAUUAUACAAAAUGUCUAUACAAAGCACAAGACAUUCGCCAUUCGCAUGGACCGCAAGAGCCCUGCUGCUGCUGGCCACCUGGUGCUGCUACCUCGGAUAUCUGGGAUCGGAGGCCCAUGUGGCCCUCACCUAUCCACCUGCCCGCAAAUUCGACCUGGACUUUUUGGACAAUGCGCGAACGAAGGCGCCAUGUGGCAUGCCCAAAGGCUCCAUCCGCACAUCGCUGCUCUCCGGCACGCAGUUCAACGUCACCUGGCAUUUGGCCUAUGCGCACAAGGGCGGUUUUCGUUUGCAACUUUUGGAUGCCCUCGAUCGACCUGUACUGGACCUAACGCCACAUGUAAAUAACUCGGAGUUUGUGAGCACUGAUGUCACAGCCCAGUCUUAUCAAGUGAAGAUUCCGAACGACUUUGAAUGCUAUAACUGCACUCUGCGUCUGCUUCGCCAGGCAGAUGAAUGGACCACCAGCUAUCGCUUCUGGUCCUGCGCCGAUGUAGACAUCAAGCUCCGAAAGGACUUCAAGGAGACCUGUUCAGGCAAUGGCAAAUACUUCCCCUCGCGGUGCAAGUGCGACAAGAACUUCUAUGGCCCGCAGUGCCAGUACAAGGAUGAGUGCUCUGCCGACUCCGAUUGCGGCGUCCAGGGCAAGUGCGUGGAACUGGGUGGAACCUCGCUGCCUAAGAAACAAUGCUACUGCAACUUUGGAUGGUUCGGUAUUGGAUGCAACAAACGGUCGCCCUACAAGAGCACAAGCCUCGACCUCUCCUCUUAUUCCAAAAAGGAGCUCUCACCUGACUACCACGUCUACUGGAGGCUGCUUGAAGAACAGAAGGAGAUUGAGAUGGUACUUAAGGUCAAUGGUACAUCUUGGGUCGGCCUGGGCUGGAGACCACGUGGCAUGACACCGGAGUGCAAGAACUUCCCGCUGAUACGGGACAUCGGAGAUCUGACCACAACACUGGAAGCCUCUGUUCCGGAACCCAAGAGUGAACCGGAGCCCAAGAGCGAACCGGAACCCAAGAGCGAACCGGAACCCAAGAGUGAACCCGAACCCAAGAGUGAACCCGAACCAAAAAGCGAACCUGAACCUAAGAGCGAACCGGAACCUAAGAGCGAACCUGAACCGAAGAGUGAACCGGAGCCUAAGAGUGAACCCGAACCCAAGAGUGAACCGGAGCCCAAGAGUGAACCGGAGCCCAAGAGUGAACCGGAGCCUAAGAGUGAACCCGAACCCAAGAGUGAACCGGAACCCAAGAGUGAACCGGAGCCUAAGAGCGAACCACAACCAAAGCAAUUAGCCGAGCUUAGGGCCGCACCAGAGCCACAAAGUGAGCCUGAGCCCAAGAGCGAACCGGAGCCCAAGAGCGAACCUGAGCCCAAGAGCGAACCGGAACCCAAGAGCGAACCUGAGCCCAAGAGUGAACCGGAACCCAAAAGUGAACCAGAGCCCAAGAGUGAACCGGAACCCAAGAGCGAACCAGAGCCGACAAGCGAGCCUGAACCAAAGAGUGCACCAGAACCGAAGAGCGAACCUGAGCCAACAAGUGAACCGGAACCCACAAGCAAACCGGAACCAACAAGCGAGCCGGAACCCAAGAGCGAACCGGAACCGAAGUCUGAGCCGGAGGCCCAGAGUUCAAAAUCCAAGAGAGUUGCUGGAGAUUUUGCCAAAAAGGGUGUCUCUUCCGUUUCUACAAGUGUUUCAUAUCGCGUUAGCACCAAGUCAGAUCGCCAACGUCGUGAAGCUGACUCACCCAAAUACCGUCUAAACCCCUACACACCACGACAUGACUUCAAUGGAAUGGACUGCACGGACAUCGUGAUCGGAGCAGCCCGAGGAAUGGCCAGCAGAGUGGGUGACUACUACAGCCGUGAUCGAUCGACUCCCCACACCGACGAGUUCUUCGGCGGCAAGUCAAACCUGGCCUUGGGAACGGGCUUUGAGGAGAAUGGCGUGACCACGAUAAUCUUCCGCAAAAAACUGGUUGCGAAUGAGCCCACCGAUCACACUCUAGACGAUGCCCUCACCCAUGUGAUUUGGGCCAAGGGUCAGGAGCCGGAAGCAUAUGUUCAUGUUCCAGCCUCUGGCCUGGAAACGCAGAUAGCAACUGUCAAAAACUUCUAUCAGCAGGAUGAACUUAAAUACCACGGACACCAAAUGCAGCGAGGCGUCACCCAGAUCAAUUUCUUCGAAAAAGAAAAGUCAGCCACGAGCACAGACCGUAACGACCUGGGCACCAAUGUGCUGGAUAACGAUUGUUAUGGUCAUUGGAAGUAUCCGUCCAACUGCUCGCCCCAGGAGCACACCUGCGAGUACUACGCCAGUUGGGAGACGGUCGGAAAGGGUGACGAGAUGCGUUGGCACAUUGAAACGUCAAACACGCAGACCUGGACGGGAAUAGGUUUCAGCGAUGAUCAGCGUAUGUCGCAGACGGAUGCGAUCAUUGGCUGGGUGGACGGACGCAGUGGAAGACCCUUCCUAAUGGACACCUGGGUGCUGGGCUACGCUCCGCCGAAGCUCGAUGAUCGCCAGGACAUCUACAACGCAUCAGGACGCAUUGAGAAGGGUGUGACCAUUCUGGAGUUCAAUCGCAAGCGGGUCAGCAAUGACGAACAGGACUUGUCCUUCACCGACGACCACUGCCUCUAUCUAUUCUUCCCGGUUCUGGGCGGUGCCUUUAAUGUGGUGAACAAGAAGAUCCGCAAACACGAGCAAGUUCCUCCAAUCUCUUCUCAGCGCGUCUGCAUUAAGUCCUGCGGCAAGGAACUGGAGUCCGUCUUUGUGGGCACCAGCACUCCGGCUCCAAGCCGUCUUGUUUACGCCGUUGCCGUUAAGCUGAUGAACCUGGGCGAAUCCUAUGAGGCGCCGAAGCCGGGAACCGUAGAGUUCAACAAUCUGGCGGCAACUAUAUCGGAUUCAUUCAAUGGUAUUCUAAGUCCGUUGACUGGUUACUACAAAACAGAGAUUCUCGGCUUUGAGAAGGAGGGCAGCACUAUGGUGGCCAAGGUCCAGGCCAUGUUCGACAAGGCGGAUGUGGAGAAGAAGCACGCCUUAGAGACCAACGAGGUGGAUAAAACCAGCGAGGCAGCAGCCCAGAAAAACGCCGAUGUGAUUCGUUCGGCUUUGAAGGAUCAGGUUGCCACCGGUCGAGUGGGCUCUCUAACGGUGGAUCCACAGUUCUUGGACUUUGAGGCAUUGGAAUACAAGAGCUCUUCCGAGCCCAAUGCCAAGGAGACACUGCUCUCCUUCUUCGAUCUUUCCGAGACACGUUUGUACAUCGUCCUGGGACUAAUUGCGGCCCUGGUGCUCAUCGCUUUGAUCCAGGCCUUCUGCACCAUUUGGAAGACAUCGCGAAAGAGCAAGAACACGAAGCUGGUUUACGUAAUUCCCGAAGAGUGGCGCAUGUACCAACAGCGACAGCACCAGCGCUACUAUCAGCCCUCUAGCGAUCUAUAAAAGACUCACUCUACAAAUUAAAUUCAGAUCAGAUCAGAUCAGAUAAUAUGUACGCCCUAGACAUACUGCCCUACUGCCCGAUCCACCUGUAAAGCGAGCAUCAGCUACAACUACCUUAAGCGCAUUUACGUGUUAAUCCGAACCGAACCCAUCUUGUAGUUAGUUUAAGUACCGGAAACCUUUUGAUCAUGUACUGUAUCUGCGUCUGCGUAGGUGCCGCGUUUAUCAAAAUUCAAUAACUAAAUCGGAGAAACUUAUUCAAAACUCACCCUGGAAGGAGUUCGCCUCCAACACCAACUAUGCCUUUGACCCUUAUGGCGAAACGGAGGAGAAGAACAUUACGAACAGCAGUUCGGGCAAGGAGAAGGCUCGCAACCGCCAUCAGUCGACAACGAGCAGCCAGCAGACGACACUUCCCAUGUCCCAUUCGCCCACCAGCAAGUCCCAGAUGUACUACGAGAGUCCAAACGGCCAGGGCAAAAGCUCCAAUGGCAAUGGCAGUCGGGGCAACGGACGUGCCACCCAGGAGAGCAGCGUCGGAGGAGCACCCUAUUCCCGGAGCUCCUAUGCGGAGCGAGCUUAUUCCCUGCCGCGGCAGGCGCAUCAGUACCAGCAGAGCCCGGCCAGCAUGCAGCCCUCGGGUUACUACACCCACGACAGGCGGGCCGCGCGCCAAGGAAGCCGGGACAGAGAGCGCGAGCGAGAAAGGGAGGAGGAGCGGCGCCAGCGCCAGGACCGCGAUCGGGACUCUGGCUACGACCGGUCGCGUGACGAUCCGCGACAAAACGGUGGGUCCGAUACGCCGGACUUCUACUUCAUGCCCUCGCAGCGCAAGUAUUCCGGGGAGGUGGUACGCGUCUAUGUGGACUACAACAAGGAUCCGAAGCACUAAAGCUCAAAACACAUCCGAUUAUUUAAUGUUCGUUUUAAGUUCUACUCUCACUCUGUUUCGUCCCUCACAAAACAAAAUAUUAAGUAUGUAAGUAUUGAAUCGUUGGUCCAUUAAAGAUAGAUUGCGUAAACUUUCAAUAGAUUUUAAAAUAAUCACAAAAAUUGUUUGGGUUUUCCAUACAACGUUAGGCUUAAAUGAAUUAUUUCAAGCUGACCCUUGUUUAAAAAAACAGACAAUUGACCUCGAUUCGACUCUUAUCUGUGCACUCUUGUUUCCAUUGUGAGCCCUCUUUAGUUUCGAUUUUGCCAUAACGCAGUUGCGCUGCAGCGGCGUUUCCAGGUGCGGAAGCUUUACCACAAAACGCACAACGCAUGAUUCCACACAACUUAGUGAAUUGUAAAUAUUUUGAAUAGGCGUUAAUGCUCUUGCAACGAAAACAAGAAACAAAUCCAAGCCACACAAAUCACACAAAAAUAAAAACUAUAAAGCAAGCUUUGCAGUUAGGUACGUGCAUACAUAAUGUUUUCGCAUUGUCUUAUCGUAAAUGUGCAAAGAAACAUAGUCACUGUAUUUAAUCAAAUUAAAUAUACGCAUUAAGUACAUAUAAAUAAAGUUAAGUACAUCCAAAAU